UUCUAAUUUCUCUCAUUUCCAUUUCAAUUUCCUACUCCCUCUCCCUCUAAAUUCCUUUCUUUCUCUGCGAUCUCUCUUUCUCUCUCUAAAUUGUUUUAACUUGGGAGCAGUGCUCGCUGAUCGGAGCAAAGCUUAGAGAUUGAUCACCAUAAAUUGCAUCUUCAACCUCGAGGUCAAUGAAGGUCUAUACUUCCUAAAACAAGACUUCUUCUGGGCAUUUGUUUGACUGAUGCAGUACCUGUUAAGGAUUGGCAUCAUUGACUUGUCCAUGUACAAACACAAACUUAUGGAAUGAUUAUUAUGGUCCAAGGGGAACUUAGUGCUGCCAAUUUUGUAAGCUGUAAUUAGUGGGUUGUUGGAUAAUAUCCACUCAGCUAACCACACUUUUUGGAUGAAUGGAAUAAGCUUGUUGCUGCACGCUAAGGACACUCAUUGUCAGUGCCUUUUUCUUGGGUCCAUUAUGGGGUCAUAAUUUAAACUAGUGCAUUAGUGGGACAUACAAUUGCUCUAAGAACAGCCGGAGCUGAUACAAUUUGGUGGCUGGAGGUUGGGUUCUAGAGUGAGCGUAUGCCUGGAAACCAGUACAACGGUAACUCAACCCCUUACCCAAGUCGUACGCAACGGCUCUUGAGAGAAAGAGAGCUAAAGAGAAGCAGCAGGGCUUCCCAUUCAAAUGAGGUGACUGAUAAUAAUGGGGGGAUUGAACCAUGUGAACAUGGUUUGCGUUUGAGAGCAGGUGACAACUCAAACAAUUCGUAUAUUGAGAAAUACCUUGAAGGGGCUAUUGCAGCUACAAGGACACUUGCUGAGGGAUGUGAAAAGGAGGAUGGCAGGCCUUUAAGGCAACGGCUGCUGGUGGUGGCUAACAGGCUUCCUGUCUCUGCAGUUAGAAGGGGCGAAGAUUCAUGGUCUUUGGAGAUAAGUGCUGGAGGCCUAGUUAGUGCUCUUCUAGGUGUGAAGGAGUUUGAGGCAAGAUGGAUUGGUUGGGCUGGUGUAAAUGUGCCAGAUGAGAUUGGCCAGAAGGCACUUACUAGAGCUUUGGCUGAAAAGAGGUGCAUACCAGUAUUCCUUGAUGAAGAGAUUGUUCAUCAAUAUUAUAAUGGCUACUGCAACAAUAUAUUAUGGCCUGUUUUUCAUUAUCUUGGACUUCCGCAAGAAGAUCGCCUUGCCACAACCAGAAGUUUUCAGUCUCAAUUUGCUGCAUAUAAGAAGGCUAAUCAAAUGUUUGCUGAUGUGGUGAAUAAGCACUAUGAAGAGGGAGAUGUUGUUUGGUGCCAUGAUUACCAUCUAAUGUUCCUUCCAAAAUGCUUGAAAGAAUACUCCAGUAACAUGAAAGUUGGUUGGUUUCUCCACACACCCUUUCCUUCUUCUGAAAUCCAUAGGACACUGCCAUCUCGAUCAGAGCUACUGCGCUCAGUUCUUGCUGCUGAUUUAGUCGGAUUUCAUACCUAUGACUAUGCAAGGCAUUUUGUUAGUGCUUGUACUCGUAUUCUUGGACUAGAGGGUACACCUGAAGGAGUCGAGGAUCAGGGGAGGCUGACUCGAGUUGCUGCUUUCCCUAUUGGGAUAGACUCUGAUCGUUUCAUAAGAGCACUAGAGGUCCCUCAAGUCCAGGAUCAUAUCAAGGAAUUAGAAGAGAGAUUUUCUGGCCGAAAGGUAAUGUUAGGUGUUGAUCGACUUGAUAUGAUUAAAGGAAUUCCACAGAAGAUACUUGCAUUUGAAAAAUUUCUGGAGGAAAACUCUCAUUGGCGUGAUAAAGUUGUUUUGCUGCAAAUUGCGGUGCCAACACGUACUGAUGUUCCUGAGUAUCAAAAACUUACAAGCCAAGUUCAUGAAAUUGUUGGGCGCAUUAAUGGUAGAUUUGGAACGUUGACUGCUGUUCCAAUACAUCAUUUGGAUCGCUCUCUCGACUUCCCCGCUUUAUGUGCAUUGUAUGCUGUUACUGAUGUUGCACUUGUAACUUCUUUGAGGGAUGGAAUGAAUCUUGUCAGUUAUGAAUUUGUGGCAUGCCAAGAUUCAAAGAAAGGCGUACUCAUUCUUAGUGAGUUUGCAGGAGCAGCACAAUCUCUGGGUGCUGGAGCAAUCCUUGUCAACCCUUGGAAUAUCACUGAAGUUGCUGAUUCAAUACGCCAAGCUUUGACUAUGUCAUGUGAGGAGAGAGAGAAGCGACAUCGGCAUAAUUUUGCACAUGUGACAACCCACACUGCUCAAGAAUGGGCUGAAACUUUUGUGAGUGAACUAAAUGAUACCGUUAUUGAGGCUCAGCUAAGGACCAGGCAAGUUCCACCUAUUCUUCCAGAGGACGAUGCAAUUAAACGUUAUUUGCAGUCUAAUAAUCGAUUACUCAUCCUGGGAUUCAACGCAACAUUGACUGAACCAGUAGACACUCUGGGAAGAAGAGGUGAUCAGAUUAAAGAAAUGGAACUUAAGUUGCACCCUGAGCUAAAAGAAACAUUAGUAGCACUGUGCAGUGAUCCAAAGACAACCAUUGUUGUUCUAAGUGGGAGUGACAGAAAUGUCUUAGAUGAGAACUUUGGUGAGUUUGACAUGUGGUUGGCAGCAGAACAUGGAAUGUUUUUACGUCUUACCACGGGAGAGUGGAUGACAACAAUGCCAGAACACUUAAACAUGGAAUGGGUUGACAGUGUGAAGCAUGUUUUUGAGUACUUCACAGAACGGACACCUAGAUCACAUUUUGAACUUCGUGAAACAUCACUCGUAUGGAACUACAAGUAUGCAGAUGUUGAAUUUGGAAGACUUCAAGCUAGGGAUAUGUUGCAGCAUCUCUGGACAGGCCCAAUUUCUAAUGCAUCUGUUGAUGUCGUCCAAGGUAGCCGAUCAGUUGAGGUUAGAGCAGUUGGUGUUACAAAGGGUGCUGCUAUCGAUCGAAUAUUGGGAGAGAUUGUUCACAGCAAAUCCAUGACAACACCAAUUGAUUAUGUCCUGUGUAUUGGGCAUUUUCUGGGAAAGGAUGAAGAUGUGUACACCUUCUUUGAGCCGGUGCUACCUUCUGAUGGCAUAGGUAUUGCAAGAACCAAGCAAACUGAUGGCUUAAAGUCACCAGCAGAAAGGCGACCUUCUUUGAAGCUUCCAGCUAAAAUUGGGUCCAAAUCAUCCCAAGGUAAGACACGAACUUCACCAAAUCUUGACAAGAGAACUACCAACAACAGCUGUGGAAGUGCCAAUCUUGACAAGAAAGCUACCAACAACAGCUGUGGGAGUGCCCGGAGGCAGUCACCAGAAAAGAUUUCAUGGAACGUUCUUGAUCUCAAGGGAGAUAACUAUUUCUCCUGUUCUGUUGGACGAACUCGAACAAAUGCUCGCUAUCUACUACAAUCGACAGAUGACGUUGUCUCCUUUCUAAAGAAACUAGCCAGUGCAUCUUCUUGAGACUAAUAAUGCAAGUUAAAAGAUUUUUAUCUCCAGUGUCCUGUGAUGCAUCCUCUCAUUAAGAAACUGAAAGUUUCAAGAAUCGGGGUCUGUAUUUGGAAAGCAUAUCAAGCAACAGAAAGAGUGCUUUUUAGAUGUGAAUGAUGUAGAAUCAAUGAUUAUUUUAUGCCUACCUUAACAGGAACCUUGGUUUAACUUACCUGAAAGCAUGAAAUUUAGACAUUAGAAAUUGAAAGAGAGAGAACAGGAUAAUGUUAGUAAUAUGCCCUAGAGUAUAUCAACAAAUUGUAUCUUAUAAAUAUUUAUUUUUCUUUUAA
Molecule: messenger RNA, 3707 nt
Organism: Hevea brasiliensis (rubber tree)
Lineage: Eukaryota; Viridiplantae; Streptophyta; Magnoliopsida; Malpighiales; Euphorbiaceae
Product: alpha,alpha-trehalose-phosphate synthase [UDP-forming] 1
Exons: 21
Coding region: 568-3390 (940 amino acids)
Biological process (GO): trehalose biosynthetic process
Cellular component (GO): cytosol
Molecular function (GO): alpha,alpha-trehalose-phosphate synthase (UDP-forming) activity
Source: RefSeq, a predicted model, not a curated record